Molecule: messenger RNA, 1362 nt
Organism: Selaginella moellendorffii
Lineage: Eukaryota; Viridiplantae; Streptophyta; Lycopodiopsida; Selaginellales; Selaginellaceae
Product: cyclin-U4-1-like
Exons: 2
Coding region: 428-1219 (263 amino acids)
Biological process (GO): regulation of cyclin-dependent protein serine/threonine kinase activity
Molecular function (GO): protein kinase binding
Source: RefSeq, a predicted model, not a curated record
CACAACAACGAGAUUAUAGAGAAAAGAAAGAAAAAAAAAUCGAAAAUGAGUUGGAAAAAGGAGAUUUGUGGUUCGUACGGAGGCGUAACCCGGUUCGUACCGACCCCGCACGCCGACGUGUCGGUGGCUGGCCACCAGUUAGGCUUGAGCUGUCUUUUUUAAAAACUCCCCUCGUUCCAAUGUCACUUUCUUCCUCUUUCGGCCUUCUCUCACUGGGUUUUCUUGGCUCUCCUUGAGCUCGCGGAGAGCGCGUGGGCGAGAGUUCCUCCAUCUCGUCUCUCCCCGGGAGUGGCAAUGUGAUGGGCGAUCGCGAGCGAGAGCUCCAUCCACAUUUCUCGCCUUCUCUGGCUCGCCCGAGCUCGCUGUGAGCACUCUGCUUGAGUCCGAGAGAGAAGCAGCGCAGCAAAGGAGGGAUUCUAGCUGAGAGAUGGUGGAUGUGGUGUGUGAUCGCGAGCUGGGGAGCCGACCCACGGCGAGAACAACGACAUUGCUAUCGUCAGGGUCUACUUCUUCUUCCUUUUCUUCCCCUUCUUCCCUGAGCGGGCGAGCGAUGGAGAAUCGGCCCCCGACUGUGAUCUCCGUCCUGGCAUCGCUGCUCGAGAGAGUGGUGGCGCGCAACCACAGGCAUUUGGGCGGGGGGGCGACCAAGCUCACGGUUUUCCAUGGAUUGAGGGCGCCCUCCAUCAGCAUCGAGAAGUACCUGGAGAGGAUUUUCAAGUACGCCAACUGUAGCCCUGCGUGCUUCGUCGUCGCCUAUGCGUACAUGGAUCGAUUCAUCCACCAGCAGCCGGAUGUUCCAAUCACCUCGCUCAACGUCCAUCGCCUCCUCAUCACCAGCGUCAUGGUGGCCGCAAAGUUCCUUGAUGAUGCGUACUAUAACAAUGCGUACUACGCCAAAGUCGGGGGAGUGAGCACGCUGGAGAUGAAUCGCCUGGAGCUACAGUUCCUCUUUCGUCUCGACUUUCGCCUCCAAGUAACAGUGACAAUGUUCGAGAGCUACUGCUCGCAUCUGGAGCGAGAAGUAGUCUGCUGCUCGGCGCUCGUCCUGGCCACUUGCUGCGGCGUCCAUCGCCUCCUCGACAGUGACGACAGCUCCACGGAUCUUCGCCAGCAAGGUAGCGAUGCCGAGAACAAACCGGAGCAGCAGCAGCAGCAGCAGCCGCAGCCGCAGCAGCAAAUCCUCCUGCCAAAUCGAUGCAGCUGCUACGCUGGAUUUUGACAAACACAACACACUAGUGCUGUUAGUUCCUCUGGCAUUGACUUUAGGAAGAGCUAAGAGAUGGAGCUAACUAGGAAGAAACAAAAAAACCUUGUACCAUUACCAGUACUCUGCAAGAGUCAGCACCACUACCUUUCUUUUUA